CUCACUCUGCAGUAGUGUAGUGCCUACCCGGCGUGUGGCGACAAUAAACGCGCUCGCUUUUAUCGCCGUGUCAAAUAGCCUAUUGUUAAAAUGAAGUCGGUAAUUUGUCGGUGAUUAUUCCGCGAACACGAUAAACCACGCAAUAUGCCUUAUAUCAUGGUGAUGGGCAGUCUGAGCGCUCCACAUUUAUCAAAGGAUGAAGGCGCGACUGUUUACGGGCUCAAGAGCGAGGAACGUGCCACUUUAGUGCGGGAGCUAAACUCAUCAUUCGGGAUGACAAUCGCAGUCUCCAACGACCAAGAACGCACCGUGCGGGUCACGCAAAAGGGCCUGACACUUGUCGUCGUCAACAGACUCCAUGGCUUACUCGGCUACGACGUUGUUUCCCAUUCUAUGGCAAUGACGAACGCCAAUAGAGAGCUGGUAUCCUUCUCCAUGUACAAGAAGUCGAGCCCGAGUAGUCACGGCCAUGGCUCCAGUCAUAGUCACAGUCACACGCAUGGACAUAGUCACACGUCGCAUAGCAAAGUGCAUACGCACGGCGAUGUGCUCACUACGCUUUAAGUGCUGAAGCCUUGUGGCAACAUCUGAAUUUCAUCGUGUAAAUAUUCGUCAUUAUGUACUUAACCAUCGAGAAUAUUAUAAUCAUAUAUUUCCUGAUACUAGAGCACACGAUUGUAGAUCGCAAUCUAUAGGAAUCUCUCUGACUUUGGUAAAAUGUAAUUAAUUCACUAUUUAGUAAAUGUUAAGGAGUAUUGUUUAUAUUUCUCAAUAAAAUUACACAAACAAGGUUGUUUCAUUU
Amyelois transitella is the source of this 802-nucleotide messenger RNA. Its product is annotated as dual 3',5'-cyclic-AMP and -GMP phosphodiesterase 11. The coding region runs from base 145 to 564 and encodes 139 amino acids. The record is from RefSeq and is a predicted model, not a curated record. The transcript has 2 exons. NCBI's taxonomy places the organism in Eukaryota, Metazoa, Arthropoda, Insecta, Lepidoptera, Pyralidae.